CGAUCGCUUUUGGGAGGAAAGAGAUCGAUUUUUUAUAGCCGAAGUAUUGUAGCUCUAAUAACUACCAAGAGUUCAGUUUUGAGUUCUGUCCCAAUGCCUAGCUAGGGUAUUGGAGAAAAAACGGUUAUUUGUUUGGUUAUUCAAAAAUGGGUGAGAAAGCAACCGUGGUGAACAGACUGUUCAGUAUUUUAAAAUAAAAGCAAAAAGAGUACCUUUAAUGCGAACAAAAAGGAAAGGACCGAGGUGUAUAGUCUGUUCAAAUGUUUGUUUUUCUAUUCUUGCUAGAACAAACAACAUAAUGUUACCUUUGGAGAGUAAAGCCCCACUCCCACUCGUUAAUACUGUAGAACCUUUGGUGGAAGAAGACUAUAAAGUUAACAGUAUGGCAACAGAUCUAAUAUAAGGAGGAUAGAAACCAAAAACUCACCUCCGCAAUUUUUUAUCUUGAUUUACUUACUGAAGGAAUCAACAUAGCAUAUUUUAUUUUUACUUAUUCAUUCAUUCAUAGCCAUCUUUUACCACUUUUAUAAACAACUCAAGGUGGUGAAUAUGCCUAAUACAUCUUCCUAUUUCUUUACCACAACAAUCACUUUGUGAAGUGGUUGGGCUGAGAAUGAUUGGCCCAAAGUGACUCAGCUGGCUUUCAUGUCUAAAGUGGGACUAGAACUCACUGUUUCUUGGUUUCUAGUCAAAUGGAGCUUGUGGGCACACACUUGCCCAUUGCUUGUGCAAGUGGGGAUGUUCAUGAGUGCACUCGCAGGCCAUUUCCAGGGUCCAGUUGCAAUCCCCUUAUGGCCCACAGGUUGAGGAUCCCUGCCUUAACAGCUGUGACUGAAGCAGUGCAUGUUAUGGUGCCUGACAAGAAACAGGUAGCAAUGCUCUUUCAACCAAUUGUGCUUCGAUGCCGCUUUUCAACUUCUUCCACACAACCAGCCGUGGUGCAAUGGAAAUUUAAAUCUUACUGCCAAGAUCGCAUGGGAGAAGCUCUGGGAGUUGUCUCUGCAGGGAUCCAGGCAAUAAACAAGAGGAACUUGGAGUGGGAUCCGUACUUGGACUGUGUGGAUAGCAGGAGAACAGUCCGCAUUGUGGCAUCCAAACAGGGCUCGGUGGUCACGACUGGAGAGUUCUACAAAGGAAGAGAAAUCUCCAUUCUCCAUGAUGCAGACCUCCAUAUUGGAAAAUUGAUGUGGGGAGACAGUGGAUUGUAUUACUGUCUCGUCAUCACACCUGAUGAUGUAGAAGGCAAGAAUGAGGAAUCAGUGGAGCUACUUGUUUUGGGCAGGACAGGGAUGCUUGCUGGUCUCUUGCCCAGUUUUGCUGUGGAUAUUAUGUCAGAAUGGAUGUUUGUGGGCUUGGUGAUCCUGGGGGCUUUCCUUUUCUUUCUCCUAGUUGGGAUUUGCUGGUGCCAAUGCUGUCCUCAUAACUGCUGCUGUUACAUUCGUUGCCCUUGCUGCCCAGAUACUUGCUGCUGUCCACGAGCAUUGUAUGAAGCAGGAAAAGCUGCAAAGGCUGGAUAUCCUCCAGCAGUCACAUCAAUCCCAGGUCCAUACUGUAUCCCUACAGUUUUGGGUAGUGGAGUCCCAUCUCAUGCUGUCCUUGUGGAGAAGUCACAUUUACCUCCCUUGGCACCUAGUGAAUCUGGUGCAGGAGCACAAAGUGUGCACAAGGGUUACCGAAUACAAACUGACAAAGACAGAGAUUCCAUGAAGGUGCUGUACUACGUUGAGAAAGAAUUGGCUCAGUUUGACCCAGCCAGAAGGAUGCGAGAGAGAUACAGUAACACCAUCUCAGAGCUCAGUUCUUUACAUGAUGGGGGUGCCAACUUCCGCCAGUCUUACCGUCAGGUGUGCAGGAAACCACUUCCUCCUUCAGGAGACAAGAGUAGUGAUGCUGAGUACUGGACAGGGGUUGUUAGUGGAAGUGGUAUAUCCAGGCCACAAACACGUUCUGAUUACAGGGAAGACAGAGGAAGCUUCAGAAUGAGCCAGCAGAGAUCAAAGUCAGAAAUGCUUUCAAGAAAGAAUUUUUCUUUCGGAGUGCCAGCUGUCUCCAUGGAUGAAUUAGCAGCUUUUGCUGAAUCUUACAGUCAACAGGUCCAUCGGACUGAGGCGAGUCAGGAGCCACGGCACUUCGAGAGGACAGGAUCAAGGAGGGGACCAAUACAACAUCUGGAGAAUUCGGAUGAUUUCUAUAGCAAACGCAGGGGAGGAAAUCCUGAACCAGUAACAGAUCCAGACCGGGAAUGGAGAUACAGCCCACCCAGGAGACGUAUGCAUGAAGAGAAACAUUUGCCUAGGCUAAUGUGUCGGACACCUGGAGGAAGUCAGAAGUAUGAUCACUCCUACCUCACUAGUGCCCUUGAAAGGAAAUCUCGAAGCUAUGAUGAGAAUGGUGAGCAUAGUGAGACGCCUUCAAAGCUCAGCUCACAAUCCAGCCAAAGGGGAGGAUCUUACUAUGCUUGGUCACCACCAUCAACUUACAAAGCAGAACAGAAGCAGCAACAACCUCCACAGCAAGAGGAAGGAGAAGAUACUCUGCCACCUUACAGCGAGAGGGAAUUGAGCCGGGGUUUUUCAUACAAAAACAGAGAACAAACUAACUUCAAUUCAUCAGAGAAGAAGAGGAAAAAGGAGCCCCCCAAAACAAAUGAAUUCCCAACAAGGAUGUCCCUUGUGGUUUGAUGUUAUUAUAGAAGAGUUGUCUUAAUGGACUGGAAAAACAGAAGCAAAGUCAUGAAGUCUUAAAGAAAUAAAUGCUUUCAUAGGGUACAUUCAGAGAUUUAUAUCUUUCAUCUUGUGAACUGAGAUCUUAUAUCGUAGCCAGUGUUAGCCAGCUGCUCUCAUGCAGUUGAUGGACUAAGGCUAAGCCUUUGGAAAGGAACAGCUCACUUCACCAGGAAAUGAAACACAAAAGUUUGGCAAGUUUAUCCUCAGAUGUCUUUCUGCAAAGGUGCUGCCUUUAUAUUCUCUCUUAAGCCCUCUCUGGAACACUUGCAGUUUUAGAGAAGCUACUUCAGUGUAUAGUAGAAUUUUUGUAUUCUGAUAUGGCAGACUUCCCACGUGUAUUGGAUCUUAUGUUUCACAGGAAACAUUGCCACCAGUUCAGGGAGUUUGCCCCAUUUCUCUGCUGUCUCACAUGCAGACAGAAAUAGAGACUUCAUAUAAAUACUUAGUGAUUGUUGUAAUUUAAGAAAUACUUUUUAAGAACAUCUGGAAAAGGAAAUCUUCAUCCUUUUGGAAAUGUCCUGAAACAGAGAUGUGGAGGGUUGGACUAUGAAGGACGAAACAGCAAUGUAUGACAUCUGAAGUUUGUUUGUUAUUGUUUUUUAAUGUCCUGUUCAUUCAGUAAUGGGAGAUGCCAGUGAGAUUAAUGUUUUAUUUUGAAAGUGAAACUCAAUAUAUUUUGCUGUAAUGAAAAUGUUCCAUGUUAUUUCGCUAUUGUCUGAUAUGAUGUAUCAGCAUUGCCUUACAGGUAAAGUUUAGCCAUAAAAGGCUUCAGCUGGGGUUGCUGAAUGGUCUUAUCAUAAGAGAAGCUGAAGCUCAGGUUCUGCUGACAAUACUCUUUGGACAAUUAUCAUUGUUUUAGAAAACCAGUUGAGAGGAGACACUUUAACUAGAAAGAGAACAAUGGGAUGCAAAGAAAUCACACACACACACACACACACACACACAUAUACAGGAGUGCAUACAUACAGAGAGAAAGUGAAAACAAAGAAUAUAUCUAUGUAAAUCUCUUUCUCUCCAUUUUUUUAUACUUAUACACAGAUCAGUAUUACUUUGUGAUUGUUAUUACUGUUGAUACUACUCUUAAAAGCAAUAGAAAAAAAAAUCCUAAAAAUAAAAAGGUUGGAUAAA
Crotalus tigris (Tiger rattlesnake) is the source of this 3854-nucleotide messenger RNA. It is a transcript of the gene ILDR2, whose product is annotated as immunoglobulin like domain containing receptor 2. NCBI's taxonomy places the organism in Eukaryota, Metazoa, Chordata, Lepidosauria, Squamata, Viperidae. Gene Ontology annotation, cellular component: membrane. Gene Ontology annotation, biological process: pancreas development. Bases 693 to 2681 code for a protein of 662 amino acids. The transcript is spliced from 10 exons. The record is from RefSeq and is a predicted model, not a curated record.